AUGUCCUGCACGUUGAGGCUACCGCUCCGGCACCUUUGCGCUUUGAGUCCUCUUCCCAGCAGCCUGCCUGGUCGGAACUGCAGCCUGCUGACAGAGAAGACAGAAGGAAAGGGGAAGGAGAAGAAAAAGGCCGGGGAGUGCUGCAGCCUACCUGGUUCUUCCUGGGAGGAGAGGUUAGCAAAUGCAGUGACUCCACUGUGGAGACUUCCCUAUCAAGAGCAGCUGCAGGUGAAGUAUGAAAGCCAGAGGAAGAUUUUGCAGACACUGGCAUCUUGUCUUGAGGAGCUGGGCAUAGAUACGCAGAAACCUGGUGGACUCUGCUGUCCUCUCCAGCCUGUAGUCCCUUCACCCAUCAUUAAUGGCUACCGAAACAAAUCUACUUUCUCUGUGAACCGAGGACCGGAUGGCAACCCCAAAACUGUGGGGUUGUAUGUGGGAACUGGCAGAGCAAGAAAUAUUGUCUGUGUGAAAGCCAACUACGUGAAGAACAUACCCCCAAAACACAAACAAGUAGCUCAG
This is a messenger RNA of Balearica regulorum gibbericeps (East African grey crowned-crane), 519 nucleotides long. The record is from RefSeq and is a predicted model, not a curated record. Lineage: Eukaryota; Metazoa; Chordata; Aves; Gruiformes; Gruidae.